Messenger RNA from Mucor mucedo, 884 nucleotides. RefSeq lists its product as uncharacterized. NCBI's taxonomy places the organism in Eukaryota, Fungi, Mucoromycota, Mucoromycetes, Mucorales, Mucoraceae. The record is from RefSeq and is a predicted model, not a curated record. Gene Ontology annotation, molecular function: RNA polymerase II cis-regulatory region sequence-specific DNA binding; DNA-binding transcription factor activity. The transcript has 3 exons. Bases 9 to 707 code for a protein of 232 amino acids. Gene Ontology annotation, biological process: regulation of transcription by RNA polymerase II.
AUCAAAAUAUGAACCAUCAGAAUUCACCACCGCAAGAGACAGCAUUACCUACACCCGUCAGUCCCACCGUCAGUUUUGAAUCACUCAUCAGUCAAUUUUCCAUCAACACAAAGAACGACGCUGGCACGUCAAAAUCAUUUCCCUGUCCCGAUUGUGACCAAGUAUUCCACCGGGCACAUAGUCUAAAGUCACAUAGAGCCACUCAUUCCGACGCAAAACCCUUUCAGUGCAGUGAUUGCGAGAAACAGUUUUUGCGCUUGCAUGAUUUAAAAAGACAUCAGAAACUACAUACGGGCGAAAGACCCUAUCAUUGUCCCGUCUGUAAACGAUCAUUUAGUCGACUUGAUGCCUUAAAUAGACACCGAAAGACAGAGGGAGGAUCAGCAUGCCUUAAAACAAGUCCAGUCGUCAAAAAAGACGCUCUCUAUCACCAUAUCCCUUCCAUGACGUCACAGUGGCAAGUAAGCCCUCCACCAUUAGCGACACCGCUAUCCCAUACUAAGCCCACCAUCCUCAAUUCAGCCUCACCCUACAGUCCGCCCUUAUUACCUUCCUUAAUACAAUUAGCUCCCAACGAUGACCUUGUGGAAGACUUACGCUCCAAGAUACACGACCUGGAAAUCGAGAACCGUGUGUUGAGAUCCCUUCUAUGUAACAAUGAGCAAGACAAGGAAUUUAAAAGACAGAAAAGAUCGCCCCAAGGAUAGGGGUUUUCUCCCUAAAAGAUUGUUUUACUUCUAUGCAUGACCCGAAAACUUUAUGACCCUUUUAUGCAAAAUAACUAAUAAUAAUAUAAACACACACACACACACACACAUAUACACCCACAUAAAUGAAACAAGUUUUAUAUGUUAAAAUAAGUAGUAAAUUAAUUUUAAUUCUAG